This is a messenger RNA of Opisthorchis viverrini, 405 nucleotides long. RefSeq lists its product as hypothetical. The transcript is spliced from 3 exons. NCBI's taxonomy places the organism in Eukaryota, Metazoa, Platyhelminthes, Trematoda, Opisthorchiida, Opisthorchiidae. The record is from RefSeq and is a predicted model, not a curated record. The annotation marks the transcript as partial.
UUGGACAACCUGGCAGAAUCCCAGCCCUCAUACUUUCUUCAGGUAGCAUGGCAGUUAGGCACAGAAAGGGUGCGACAGCUGACAACCUGGCAAAUCCCAGCCCUCAUACUUUCUUCAGGCAGCAUGGCAGUAGCUCGGGUGCGCUGUUUGGUUGUUGGUCUGUUCGCCGGGCUUGGUAGUUGGAUUGCAAACGUUUCAUCACCAAUCGAAGUGACAUCUUCUUACCGUCGUUAUUUUGUCAAAACCGUCGAAUGUGGCAGGUUCGGGUCAACACAUAGUUCAGCUGUGGCACCCUUUAGGUUCCUAAUUGCCAUGCCACCAGAAGGAAGCACGAGGGCUGUGCUACUGCCAGGUUGCUCAAGCCUGGGCAGGGAAAGUCGAGAGCCAGAGGUCGGGUUCGAACCA